AUGAUUCUCAACGUAGACCUCCAACUAGUAUUUCUGCUACUCGUUUACAAUAUUUCAAUCGCAGUUUGUAUGGACAGCUCGUUUAAAGCGAAACCGCUGUUGAUGUACGAUUAUCAAAGCGAGAUGUUAAUUCUGAAUGACUCAGCUGUUGGUGAAAUUGAAGCUCUCCGAGGUCCGUUGAGAAUUAUCAGCGUGAUUGGCGACGCUUAUGUUGGCAAAUCUACGACCUUGAACAUGAUCAGGCAUUAUUUGGAUGGAAGUAAAACGGCUGACGUCCAGAGCGUGUUCAAAACUUGUGAAAAGAGUAUACCGUGUACCAGUGGAGUAUGGAUGUCAGUUCUGCCAGACGUGAAAAAUCGCGGUGGAAACAUUAUUCUGAUCGACACCGAAGGAACUAAUUUCAAGGACAACGAGAUAACCGAUUCCUUUCAUAUUUUCUCUUUUCUUAUUUCCUCUGGACUAGCUCUGUUUGCUAGGGAAAGAAUCAGUAGCUACAACAUAAAGUUUUUGUAUCGAGUGUCGCGGCUGACCGAACAGUUCUGGGAAGAUGACGUGCACGAUGUCAAUUCAUAUCCAGGAUUAUUGGUGAUUCUACGCGAUGCGCUCUCUCCCUCACCAGGGAAUACUCUGCUAAGUGAAAUUCAGAACAUGAUUGUUAACGACAGAAGUAACAUCGGAAAAUCCAUAGGUAGAUUUUUCCCUCGAGACCGCAUUAAGGUCAGAAACAUACCCCACGUGGAGGAUUCAAAACGAUUGCGUGACUCGCAAGAUGAUACUUAUGAAACUAUAGCUUCGUCCCUUGCGGCGGAUUUUAAAAGGUUUCCUUCCAAGAAAAAUGUUCGUGGAGGAGUAAUCGAUGGAAAAAUGAUGGCUGAUCUCAUCCGGAAACUUCACGUUACGAUCAGCAGAAAUCCUUGGAGUGGUGUAUCAAAUACAUACACUGCCCUUGAAACAUAUAUGUGUAAUCGAGGAUUCCGAGAGGUCAUUGAGCCCCUGCUGGCAAAGGAAGUAGAUGAAAUACAACGUUCCAAACAUCACGCAAUGGAACAGUUUAUUCAGAAAUGCUUCUUGGCCGAGGAAAUCGAUCAUACCCGUGGACAAAUAGCAGAGGCUGUUGCUCUGAAAGAAAAAAUCGGGGAAACACAACGGCUUCUAGACGAGGAAGUAUUGAGACCGAAAGAAAUUGGGAUCAGUAGCAAGGCAUCGGAAGAAGUAGUUCACAAGAGAAAGAGACUCGAGGCAGAACGCGCGGAGAGAGUGAAAGCCGAGGAGCAAUUGAAAAUUCUGGAAGAACGAUUAAAUCAAUUAAAAGAAGUUCAAAGGCAACGCGAGACUGCAUCAAAACGUCGAAAGGAUAUUUUGGGAAGUGUCCUAGGUGGCGCGGUUCUGUUCGGUAUCUUAAGCGACUCCAGAUUAAAGGAAAAUAUCACAAUCUUACAGUAUUCAGAAUUCAAGCAGAUUGGUCUCCAGGGUUACAGCUGGAGGUGGUCAAGAAAAGCUGCGGAGCAACUGGGUAAGAGAGGACAAGAUCAUGGCGUUAUUGCUCAAGAAGUGGAAAAACAAUACCCGUGGGCGGUGGCGACGGGUGAAGAUGGAUACAAGAGAGUGAACUAUACUGCUUUGAGGCAGCUCCUAAUGUUAAGGCAAUGUCAACAUCUUAAACAGGAACGUCGGAAGCGUUGUUUUAAAUUAUCACAGACUAAAAUUACAGAGAGGUUUCUGAUUGAACUACAUGUACACAACAGACUUUUCUCUACAAAUGCGACUGAAAUUGAAAGCUACAUAGUUAUAAAAGCUCAGGAGGUUUCAUACCAGCUCCGAUAA
Stylophora pistillata is the source of this 1824-nucleotide messenger RNA. Its product is annotated as guanylate-binding protein 1. Gene Ontology annotation, molecular function: GTP binding; GTPase activity. Lineage: Eukaryota; Metazoa; Cnidaria; Anthozoa; Scleractinia; Pocilloporidae. The record is from RefSeq and is a predicted model, not a curated record.